Molecule: messenger RNA, 624 nt
Organism: Aaosphaeria arxii CBS 175.79
Lineage: Eukaryota; Fungi; Ascomycota; Dothideomycetes; Pleosporales
Exons: 2
Coding region: 1-624 (207 amino acids)
Source: RefSeq, a predicted model, not a curated record
AUGGCACCAAAACGCUCCCGCGAGGAUGAUACAUCGGGCUCGCACCAUGUGAAAAAGCGCAGCAAAGGAUUCUCCAUUGGUCCUGCAAAUCUCCCAGAUGGAACUCACAAGCGCAAACUCCAAAAAAUCAAAAAAGAUAUCAUUGAAAAGGCAAAACUCAAAAAAGAAUACGCAAAACUCAAAGCGCGAGAACAACCCGACACCCAGCAGAAAACCGUCUACGAGCGUGAGGACGAGCGGGAGAAAGUUCACGACGAUGAUCAAGCCCCCGAGUCGGCACCAGAACCAACACUCGAACUCCAUCCCGAUCGCGUAAAGCUCCUGGACGAAAAGUCUCCAUCGCCAGGCCCAGACACCAACCUUGGCGAUCGCCGCAGGAAACGGGCACGUCCACAAACGUACAAACGCGAGACAGAACUCGCACAGAAGCGUAAGGAAGAGGCGGACGCUCGACAAAGAGCUCGAGAAGCUGCGGAAAAGGAGCGCACGAAGAAGAUUGCAGAACGAGAACGUUUUCAUAAGACUAUGGCAAAAGCUCGCGCGGGGGGACCAGGAAAGAGAAAGUUGGGCAAAGAAAGCACCGUUUUGCUGGAGAAAGUGAAAAGACUUGUAGGGAAUGCCUAG